CAGGCAGAGACUUUCUGAAUCUAAUACAGCCCUGUUCAUGUUUUUGUCUAAGUUUUGGAAACAGCUUCAGUUAGUGAAGAUGCAUGAGUAAUGCAAAGCCAUUUGCAAAUGUUCCCGUACUGUCUCAUUUGCUUUGUACCAAGUGUUAUAGUCUUAGUGUUCUUUUUUUUUCCUUUUUUUUUUUUCUGAAGGUGUGACAAUGACUGUAAAGCAGAACAAUUUAUCGUUAACAGUAAUUGUAUAUUUGUUAAAUACCAGAUGCAUCUUGCUCCUCAGUCAACCCAAUGGUGUCUUCUUAUGCAUGAAGUGUGGUUGAUGUAUUUCUUAUCAACAAAUAAUGACAAACUGUAUUGAGAAAUGCCUGUAUUGAGACAUCCAGAGCCUGACGCAAGGCUGGACCAGCUAUGCACAGCACAAGAUGCUCAGAAGAACUGUCCUUUUGAGGCCAUAUCACUUCAAGUCUUCCUUUUAUUGUUGGAGCAGUCACCCACCUUCUGGGUAGUACCUUUCUCUGCAUGUAGGAAGGAAGAAGCCUUGCUGGGUCACUGAGUCUAGUCUUCUGCCAUUGCAGGCAUUCACGUCAUCCAGUCUCUUUCACAUCUCGGCUGUGCUCUCCCGCAUAAGUCAUUAUCAGUUCAAUCUUGGUAACGAUAAGAGCUCAGAGCUUUUUCUGUGCUUGUGCUGUGUUCCAGCUUCUAUAGGGCAUCUUCAUUUUUAUUCACAGCACAUCUUUCCCCACUACUAAAGGACAGCCACCUUCAGUAGGCAAGGCAGCAGCUGUCAGGAUAUCAAGAUAGCAAUUUGAGGACAGAAAGUAGUUCUUCAGCUGAAAGACACACGUAUACAGGGAGAUGAGGGCUAUAAGCAAGAAAAGUCAGUGCUCCUUUUCUGUAUUGCAGCAAUGAAAUCUCCUGCAGCUGCAUGGUGGCAUUUCUCUGUGGCUCUUCAGAUCUUAGGAAGCAUGGCCAGUGGGUGUGCAAUCUUUCUACCACAGGAGUGUUCUCUGUCAAGGAACUGUGUCAUGCCAUACCAGGCUGGGGCAUUUCUGUGGCACAGUGAGAAAUGGUGAAUGCAGAGGAGCAGCGUGAGAAUACACAGGAGGAUGUGGUCUGCCUCCCCUUGAAGUGACUCCACAUAUCUGCUUGCAGACCAGCUCCUCAGCUUCUAUUGUGCACUACUACACUGAGUGCUGCAAACCACUGUGUGAGCCAUCAGAAGCUUGUGCUUCAGCUCCUGCACAGAGAAGAGGCUCUAUUGUCACGCUGUGUAACCAAAGAGCAGGCUGAUGCAGGAGGCACCCCUGCAAACCUCAAGUUGUAGUAGCACAAGUGCCUUCUUCAGCAACAAAGCCAGUUAAAGAACUUUCUACUCCAUGUCACCACCAUUCUCUUGUGGCUCUGCGUCACAGUUUAUUUGUCUUUCAGGAGCCUCUGUUACAGCUGCUGGUAUCAAUGGAACAAUCCAAGUUAAAAGUCCUUCUAGCGAACAGUUAGGGAGUUUGCCUGUUCGUUUUGCUUCAUUUUGAUUAGAAUUAUUUUACUACCAACUCUGCUUUCUCCAUAGCACAACAGGUUUACAACGAGCAGUGCAUUGCUAGAAGUCAGAAACUCCUCUUCUAAUGGCUCUGCUGCAGAUCAAAACCAUGGAUCGCCUACGCAACAAGUACCUCCUAGCACACAGGGCCGAGGGGGCCACUGGGUAUCACUGAGCAACAGCAUUCCAGGAACAGCAAUUGUUUGCCAGUGCAAAUAGAAUUAAGCCCUUUCACUGUGGCUGAAACAUAGUUUCUGACAGAAUCAUUUUAAGGAAGAGAAUUUAGGAAAGUCUUAACCCAGCAGCCUGGUCUACAUUUAAAAUUUGCUGGUAUUAUGUCACCAUUUUGUUGAGUUUUGUUUGUUUGUUUUGUUUUGUUUUGUUUUGUUUUGUUUUGUUUUCCAGGCAAUUAUAUCAAUAACAUCUCCGAUGUGGUUGCAACUAUACCAUUAUAGAAUUGUCUUAAAUAGCAAUACAAACUGUCCCAUUUCUCGUACUCUUUGAAUAUAAUGUACUUUGUUAUGACUUUAUGCUUCAGUAAAUGUACUAUUUCAUUGUUUACAGCAGGUUACAGAAUGCUCAGAGGCUGCUGCCUAAUACUAUACUUAACAGAUAAAACUCAAAUGCAAUAUCUCUAGAAAAGAAAAAAGCUUGGUCUAUUUUUUCAGAAAUUGUUUGGUCUGCCUUCAUCUGCAGCCAGAUGCAUAUAACGGACGUGAAUGUGUAUACCUGCAUCAACAGAUUUAUCUUAUAUGUGUGCACUCGUACACAUUUUAAAAGCUAAAUGAUACAGUUGCUUUGCAUAAUGAGUUUCAUUUUUUUUCACAGGUCAGCACCUUUAGUGAACCCUGGAAAAACUAAUGUGCGAUCAGUCAUCGCACUGCAGCAGCAGCACCCGUUCAGUAGUCUUGGACAAAAAGCUGAAUGCUGUGGUUUCAGUAACUUAUCAUUGAAACCUUGUGGUUCUGUGUAGGAGGAUGCACAAGCUGGACACGUUUGACAUCCUUGUUUCUGAACGGUGAAAUCUGUACAUCUAAUUUAUGAAAAUUAUCUCUGGUGUGAUUUUAUUCUAUUUUUUUUAAUGAAGUCAACAUUAUGUUUUCCCUGCAUUCAGUGGAAACAAUAAUGGAAAUGUUUUAAGAUGUUCUGUGAACCUGUUUUGACCUUAAAAGGGAGAGUAAUAAAAAUAUCCUUGAUUUUGAUUAAGUUCUAAGAAGGAAAUUAAAAUUAAAUACUUGGAGUUGCAGUUGAGAAGAAAGUAUUUAUCGGGUGGGGAAACAAACAGAGAAAUGAGCUGUGAGAAGUCACAUAGACGUUAUGAAAUAAAAACCUUCCAAGUGAGAAUAUGAUAUUAAAAAAAAGCAACACAACAAAGUAAGAUAGUUUAGAAUAAACCAAGGUAUCUGUUGUCUUUCAGACAGUCUCUGCAAACUGAUAAGUUCACAUGCAGGGCAAAUGCAAGAUGUAUCUGCAGCUUAAACAGUUGAAGUUGCAUCAAACAAGCAAAACAGUGUAAGUCAUCUCUUAGUCAGUUAAUGCAUUUUUUUUUCCCUUUUAUUUUAUGCUAGGUACAGUGAAAUAAUGCAGUUUCUUGACAAGUGAAAUAUGCUGAUGUUGGUGCAAAGGAUAUCACAGCAGGUAUGUGUAACCGGAAUUGGAAGGAGGAGAAAAUAAAUUUUUUGGCUUGUUCAUGCUGUGUAGCUUCAGAAGAAAUACAUCCACAACUGCAUUGCCAAACUGGAACUGGGACCCACCAUGGACUCUUACCUUCCUCAUUUACACUUCUGCUUCUGCCUUCUGCUCUGGAAAAAAAGAAGUAUUACUCUCUUAUUGUACGAUUCACUGGAAAAUAAAGAUGUCUUGUCCUGCUGGUGUUUUCUUUCCAGAAACCUGAGCUGAUAAUCAUUACAACUGCAGCUGCAAAAUUAUGACACCAGAUUCUUUGAGCAUACCAUGCUGUUUACCUGAACUGACUUGUGGGAAGCUGAGAGAAAAAUGAGGGUCCGCUUCAGGUGCUAGCUGAAAUCAAUGGCAAAUAACCUUUUUCCUCCAUAAUCAUUGCAAGCAUGGAAAAUGUAGAUAACCAGAGAAGUACUGUCUUUUUGAGCAUCCGAAAUUUACCUGGAAUGAGUUUGCAGAAUGACCCAGACCAAACUGCAUCAUGCCCUGGUAGGGUGGAUGUGACCUACCCAGCCUUCACCUUCAGCUCAGAACUUCAUCCACUAUUGCCAUCAGCAGAGCCAUUUCUGGCAACUGUGUAUGUGCUUGUAGCCCAGCCACAAGCAAAAGAAAGUGUUAAGAGCUGAAAUCAGUAGGAACCUUGUAUUUUACUUGCCCUUUGGACUGGUCAAACAGUGCACAGACAGCAGUUCUUUUAGCCUCAGCACCCUGAUCUUCCAUACUUGUGUCCAUGCCGUGCACCAUACAGUAAGAAGAUGCCAAUUGGACUCUACAGUCUGCAAAAUAAUUCUAUAUGAUGUUGCUACACAAAGGGUGACAGCACAGAGGGAAGUGGAAACAUUAAAGAUGAGAACUGGAAAACUCUUUGCUUUUGUUAGAAUGCUUUUGUCAGAAAUGGCCUGAAGGAACAGAGGAGACGAAUACGCAAUUUCCAAAACAGUAUGGGGAGAUCAAAGGAGGCUGACGUUCUUUCAGAUUGCUGUUGCGGCGGAUCUGCAGGAGGAAAUUGAAGACGAACAUUACUCUAUUUUGGAAGGUGCCAUUAAAAAUGCUGCAUGUUGAAGAAAGCAAUAGACACUGUAGCUGUCAUCCUGUUUUCUUCUUGCCACUGCCCUCCACAUUUCUGUGUUGACCAUGCUGAGUUUUCCUGAGAUAAAAACCAUCAUUCAGUUUACUUAAAUCGUCCUUACAUUGAACAAAGAUUGAACUGUUUUACCUUCUGAUAUAGUCAAAUGCUUUAGAAGCUCUCCCUGCUCAAUCUCUGCCUUGCCUUGUUGUCUCUUCUAUUGCUAGAUUAUUUCAGUGCCUAAGCAUCAAACAAAACAUAUUUUUCCUCUUAUCAGUUCCUAUUUGAUUGUAUUGAUUUUAUUCACUUUCUAAUGAAACGAAUAACUUGAAGUAUCAAAAUAUUUCAUGUUGACACUUUCACAUGAGCAUUUCAAUUUUCUGUUUAUAAUAUUUCAGACUGCAGUUAUUUCUUUUUAAUAGUUUUUAUGAGCUGGGAAAGAACUUUUUCUUCAUAGUCUGAUGCAGAAUAUUAAUCCUGAAGUGAAUUCCUUUUGCUUUGUCAUCUCAGAAACUGCAGUGUGUUUUGUGCCACUGCAUACAUCUUCUGACAAAUGUAAGGUUCACCCCAGCACCCUGCUUUAGGCAGUGCAGCCUUUACCAGUCAUUCUCUUGGAAAAAUCUGGAAGAGCUGUAAAAAGCCUGUGUGGUUUAGGGAAAACCUGGCAAGCAUAUAUCUGACUGAAGUCUGGAGGCUGGAGAAAGGCUGAUGUUCCUCUACUUUAGUAAUGCUUUUCUUCUUCUAACAGGGCCAGAAUGAGUUGCUUUGUUCAUUAACAGACCAAGCUAAGGAAUCUGACUUACCAGCUUUUUGGACAAGCAGUCAUUUCUUUUGUUGUUGUUUCUUUUUUCUCCUUUACAAGUUAAAUAGUGUGACUUUUGGAAUUUGAAGUGUGCCUUUAUAUUUAGCCUGCUGAUUGAUGUUUUACAGGAAGGCCUGUUUAACCCAUUUACUUUCGAAUAUUACAAUAAUAACCAGGAGAAGCCAAUAUUUUAUACAAUAACAUUUUUAUACCUCCUUAUUUAUGUAAAAUAUUCUUUGCUGUUGUUUAACAUCUUCCAUAAGUUAAGUGGAAGAUGGCCUUAUAUGGGUUGAUAUGGACUGCUAUGCCAUGGACCUGCACAGACUUCUUUGUGCUUAGGGGAAAUGAUACACAAGAACUUCAGUUAUCUAUUUUUCAAUUCCUGUUUUAUCCAUUGACUGGAAAGAACAAGCAAGGUGCUGGAAGCACAGUGAGCACUAUGACUGAACCUUGCAAUGGACUUCUUCCAAAAAAAUCUGCACUCCCACCCUUCUUGAAGGUAUGCAGUGGAAAGCAUGAUGCAGGUUACUCAAGGCUUGCUUGAGGAAAAGCCUCUAAACCAGCUCUGCAUUUCUUCAGCUUAAAUGAAAUGUCCCAAACCAGAAUAUGAAUGAAGAUUUCAUAGAAUCAUAGAAUGGUUUGGGAUGGAAGAGACCUUUAUGUUCAUCUAGUUUCAACUCCCCUGCUUAUCGGCAGAGACACCUCCCUCUAGAGCAGGUUGCUCAAAGUCCCAUCCAGGCUGGCCUGGCUCCCUUCCAGGGAGGGGGCAUUCACAACCUCACUGGGCAACCUGUUCCAGUUUGUCAUCACUGUCACAGUGAAGAAUUUCUUCCCAAUAUAUAGUCUAAACCUACCCUCUUCCAGUUUAAAGCCAUUUCCCCUCAUCCUGUCACUACCUGCUCUUACAAAAAGUCUCCCCUGCAGGCCCCCUUCAGGUACUGGAUUUCUGUAAGAACGAUACUGCAAUUUGGUAUGAAUAAGCAGAUCAGAGGUAAGAAAGAGAUUACAGUGGUUUGAAUCAGAGCAACGAGUCCAUUCCUGUGUUGUUCCUCAGUCUAGUACUGGGAAAGCUUUUCAGGUCUGAUUAGUCAUUUGUGUUAAGUGCAGUAAAUGUCAGAGAAACUAAUAGAAAAAAAAAAAAAAAAGAAAGAAAAAACAGUAAAUGUGAGGCAUAGCUGCUCUCUAGUGGACUUGUGAAUAGCGUCAGCAAUGUAAAUACAGUUAACAUCCCCAGAAGAUAAUUAUGUAGAUGCUUUUGUUGAGAGACAGAAAGAAGAUGAAAUCUUCUCACAUGUGAGUUCAGCUCCUGCUUCAUUUUAUUGUUGUCUCUCACUUCUCUAUCUAGCAGACUUACGCCAUGGUUUCAGUGAAGUUGCAGAAUGCCACAGCAACUUAAAAACAGGUGUCUAAUGUCCAGUGCUAUGGUGAGCAGUAUUUUGUUAACCUAUGUUUACCUGAUAAUAAACUGGUUUAUUAGCAGGUGCCAGUGCUUCCCCUAUCAUCGGAGCGGAGCAGCGAAUAUCCCAGAGCUAUGGAGAACUCUUUUAUCAGAAAAGAGUGCGUGCAGAGAAAGCCCAGUUGCAUUUAUGAAAUAACACUGAUGCACAGCGAAGUUGCCCUCCAGCCUGAGAGCUUCAGCAUGAGAAUGGCAGAGCUCUCCCCACAGGGACCACACUAGGCCAGGCACCGCACAAGCCCUUGGUGCAAUUUGCUCUGCUCCUUUCCAAGUAUUAGGAACAUGAUUUUUUCAAAAAUCGAUGAUGUUGUGUGUGGAUAGCAAGAAAGACUGUCUUUGAGCUAAUGUCAAGAACAGGCAAUCAAAAGUGAGAAGCAGGGGUUGCAGCCAUACACGAGAUGCAGGAAUGUAUAACAGUGGGCCAGUGCUAACAGAUGAAAGGAAGGCUGUCAUGUACCUCUCCCACAGCCCUACUCCACAAGGCCUGCACACAGGAUUUCUUCAAAAUUAUUCCAAAAAAGACUGAAUUAACCAAGCAUAGAAGUUGCUGAGAAGCGGCCCAUACUCCUCCGGAGCUCCAUGACAGCCCCCACAGCGUGUUUCCUGUCAGCCCCUAGCUCUGCAGGAUGAACAUAAGUAAUACUUGGGACAGUCAGCCAUUUUGUUAAAUGCUUUAUUGGACCAUAAUAUGAAGGAGAAAGCUGAAAAGUUGCCUGUUUCCAACAGAAACUCAAACUAGAAGUCCAGCUUUGCUCGUGUCGAGGAGGAGGGUUCCAGCUGGAAAUACAUCUGAACUACAGCUGUCCAAGUGGAAUUGCAAUGGCCAGAUGCUGCACACUGGCCAUGGCUUUCAGGGCUGUGAAUUCAAGAAGACAUAUUGGACUCCAGCAGCUCUCAUCCUUGGCGUGGGCUGGACGAACAUUAUUGGGACCAAUGAAAUCCUGUAAAUUUGUUGUGGAUGAAAGCACCAACGAAAGCAUGUUGAUUUGUUCUGCUGUUAGACUGAUGGAAAGUUUGGAUUUAACUAGUGCUGCUGGACAGCUUCUUAAUGAAACCAUUCAGGCCCAAAACAAGGAAUUUAAAACUGGGAUGAGUACCCUGUUGUUCCUUGUUGGUGCGUGGAGUAAUGCUGUACUGGAAUGCCUCCAGCAGAAUGUUCCUGUUUCAGCAAUAGUAUCUGUGAUGUCUGAGGGGUUGGACUCUUGCUGUGAGAAAGUCCAGUGUCUUCAAAUAUCAAUACAUGAUGUAAACAAAGAGCUGUGUUCUAGCAGUGUUAGGCCAAGAACUUCUGAAAGUAAAGUUUCCCAAAUUCCAUGUGACAGUUCUCUAAAUCAUCAGAUUUCUCUGUAUUUUCAGAAAGAUAUUUCUGCAUCAGAAGAACUUGUUCCAAGAAAUUCUUGUUUCCCUCAGGAAGCUGAUUGUAAUUUUAAUAAGGGCCUGGUUUGGCCUUUGGCCAGUUUUGGUUCAGUAGCUUCCCUUGUCAGGUCAGUGGAUGACAAAAGUACAUCUGUGAUUUCUGGAAGUGGUGUCUCUGCAUCCAUCUGUAAGCAAAAAGUAUUAACUCACAGCAGAUACUUCAGCACCGUAGCAAAAAGCCAUGUUUCAAGUCACCUACAUGAUUCUCAGGUAUACCUCUCAGGACAGUCAGCAUAUACUUGUGAAUGUUAUGGUUUAGAACACCUUGCAAUGGCUCUAAGUCAUGGUAAUCAGCCUAGCAUGAAACUGCUUCAAGGCAUUGUUGCAUAUCAACACGAGAGAGCAGAAUGUAGUGGCUCUUCUCAGUUCAGGAUCGCAGAAAUUGCAACAUGCUGUUUACCAGGUCUGCCUGAAAGUUACUCUUGUGUUUGCCCAGGUUUUAUCACUCUGGUUUCACCAGAACAAGCCACAGUUAUCACAUACUUUCGGGACAAAUCCCUUUGGAUUCUGCUAAUGGAUGGUGACCUAACCGAACAGUAUCGUCACUUGGGUUUCACUAAGCCACGGAAUGUAAAGACCGUAUUGGAGUAUCCUAGCCUACAGGAAGGUGGAUCAAGAGACUCGUGGCUAAGCAGUACGUUAGAUAUUCUAAUAAGCUUGGAAGUAAACUUGGUUUUGGUCAAAGGAGCUGUGUGUAAAAACUUAAUGGAAAGAUGCAUCGCAAACAAUAUAUUGGUAAUUAGUUCAGUGACUCAGAAUGUUUUGAGUGCCUUUGGGGAGGUGACUGGUGCCCAGCCCGUGACAUACCUCACUCAGCUGAAUGCUGCUUGCCUGGGGAGCGGGGUCUGGGUAGAGCUGUGGAAGGGCUGUGACGAGCGUGCAAUGGAACUGGGUCAGCUUGUGCCAGUCACGAUAAAAGUGCAAAGAAUUCCCCUGCUGACAGCCGUGCUCACCACCACAGUAGCUUCAAAAAUGCAGCUCAUUGAAGACCAGUUUUGGACUUUUGUCUAUCGACUCCAUCAUGCUUUAAAGGAUGGGAAGGUUUUUCCUGGUGGUGGUGCUGUUGAGUUCUUAUGUCUUAGUCACAUUCAGAUGCUUGCAGAGCAGUCUUCAAAGCUAGCAGAUAAAAAUGCUGUGAAGGAGUUUCAUAGUCCUAGGCUGGCAGCAUCUUCAUCAGAGUAUAAAGCAAUUGUGCUUCAAGCACUAGCUGCUGGCUGGAACCAGUAUCUUUCCAUGGUUAUGUGCAACACUGCAAAAGCAGCAUCAGAGUUUGAAGCACGUACCUUAAUUGAUCAUCACCUCCAAAAAGCAGCUUACUGUGGCUCUCCCUCAGCAUAUGUACUGAAAGAGUUCAGAAGAGGUGGUAUGUUCAGAGGUGGUUCUAUCCCUUUCACUGACAGUGAAGAGGGUGUAAAGGCUUAUGAUAAUGUUACAGCCAAGAUGGAGGCGUGGCGGAGAGCUCUAGACUUGGUGCUGCUAGUGCUUCAAACGGAUGCCGAAAUCAUCAUAGGUCCCAGAAGGAGUCAGCUAUUAAACUCACAUUCAUCAAGCGAAUUUAUGUUUUUGUAGGACUUGUAAGCUUGCUUUUUUUCUUUUUUUUUUAAUGAGUCUGGGAGUCAACGGGUGAAAGAAGUCCAGGUACAAUCUUCAUUUCUUCAAAAAGCAAACAUUUAGACGUGGUUAGGGCUUGAGAGUAUAAUAGCAGGAACCUCCAUGUGAAACAGUAACAAGAUAGAUCUCAUUACCCAUUUCUAGAAACUGGAGUUAAAUAAGACAAAAAUCACUUGUGGGCUAAUCUCUAAACCCCAGCCAUGUGUUCCUAACUGAUGAUAUUGUCUAUAUAGGUAGGCUAAUCCAGUUCAGCUGACUUUUCUAGCGUUAUUUAGCGGAGCAGACGUGCAGUUCUUUUUUUUUUUUUUAUUAUGAAGAGGAGCACUGUGAAAUCAAGGUUGGAGAAAUGUUAGAUUCCUUGUGUAAACUUCCCAACAUGUACUGUCUGUAUGAGGUGUUUGCAGUCGUAUGCAGUAAAGUACUUAAUAUCUUCUGAAGAGGGGGCUUUCUUACAUUUUGUUGGCUUAUUUGUCUGCGUUAGACAUAAGAGGUAAUUAAGAAAUUAUCAAUUACGAUUAUGAGUUAAUAUCUUAAUUUCUGUGCAUUCCAAGUUAAGCUCGUAAUAACUUAUGACUGUUACAUCUUAAAAUAAGAGGUUGUAUUGGUUGAUUCUGUUUUUGCAUAAUUGUAUGGGCAAUAUAUUUUCUAUUUUGAAAUAUACCCCUUUGAAAUUUCUCAGGUUUCUGUAUAAAUUCAGGCCGAACCCUCCCUUUUUGUGUUACAGAGUGGAUAUAACUCUACACAGUUUUGUUUCAGUAGCAAGUUGGAUUUCUAGAUUAUUUCCUUUAGGUUCUUUCAGAUAGCCUUGUGGAGAAGAAAAGUGUAAUUAUGUCAGCUGUUUCCUAAAAACUGACAGUGAAUCUUACCUGAAUGGUAGAGGCACAGCCAUGGUACUGUGUGUGUGUCUCAGCACUUAAAACUGAAAACAGAACAAUUCAGAAGUGGCACUUCGUUGCAAGAAAGAGGUUUGUAAUAUAUGUUUGUAAGGGGAUAUUUUUUCUGAAACUAGCAUUUUACACAGUGAUGUGUUGGGUGAAAACAGAGAAUGGGAAUGGUCAUUUGAAGAGAAUUAGGAAUUCACUUCAGGAGUUGAUUCUCAUUAAAAUGCUGAUGGUUAGCA
Tympanuchus pallidicinctus (lesser prairie-chicken) is the source of this 10684-nucleotide messenger RNA. It is a transcript of the gene BBS12, whose product is annotated as Bardet-Biedl syndrome 12. The record is from RefSeq and is a predicted model, not a curated record. Gene Ontology annotation, biological process: chaperone-mediated protein complex assembly; photoreceptor cell maintenance. Gene Ontology annotation, molecular function: ATP binding. NCBI's taxonomy places the organism in Eukaryota, Metazoa, Chordata, Aves, Galliformes, Phasianidae. Bases 7357 to 9522 code for a protein of 721 amino acids. The transcript has 12 exons.